This is a messenger RNA of Lottia gigantea (owl limpet), 1806 nucleotides long. RefSeq lists its product as hypothetical. The transcript has a single exon. Lineage: Eukaryota; Metazoa; Mollusca; Gastropoda; Lottiidae. The coding region runs from base 1 to 1806 and encodes 601 amino acids. Gene Ontology annotation, cellular component: extracellular region. The record is from RefSeq and is a predicted model, not a curated record. Gene Ontology annotation, molecular function: chitin binding.
AUGAUUUGGAAAUUAUCCUUGCUGUUCUUGUAUUGGACUUUGGACCUUCAGUUUGUGCUUUCCUUAAAAGAAGUGUCGUUAUAUAAGCAUCCGUUAAGAAUGCCAUGUCGCUUUCCAGUAAAACGACAAACGUACGUGCGUGAUCCGUUAGACUGCAGCAUCUUCUACACAUGUUACGGCAACCGUUAUUGGAAAAUGACUUGUGAAACGCCGCAUACGAUUUGGUCGCUCAAAUACAAAGUCUGCGUGUGGCAGAAUACGGCGUUCGACGAUUGCAACUAUUCCGAGACGAAUACGCAAGCACCACCACAAAUUGAUAUUCAACAACGCGACCAAGACGUUACCGAUAAGAAGACAAAGCCCGAGCCGUGGGAGAAGACCUCACGGCACUGGGUUACCUGGAAAACUGAUUCUACUCUGUACCCAUAUACCCCUUUUGUACCCUUCACCACUACCCCUGCGCCACGAAUAACACCAAUUCAGCCACCCAGCACAACACCAAUCUUUAAGCAGCAAACCACCAAGAACUCGCUGUGGUACAAACCCGCCACGCACAAGCCAACCACCCAUAAACCACUUUUUGUCUGGGAAAGGAAGACACCGAAACCUAGAUUCACUUGGCGCUUAGAUAAGCAAGUUACAACCCCAAGAAGGUUCAACCUCAGACCCGUGACGAAGCAACCAUUUACGUGGAAACCACCAACGACUCAACGACCACCUGCGACGAGACGGCAGACUACGGCUCAACCAACAACUUAUAGGCCUACAACUCCACGACCAGUGCGAACAACACCGCGACCCAAUGCAACUCCAAGGGCAACCACCCGGCGACCUACAACGCCACGGCCAACGACACAAAGACCAACAACGCGACGUCCUACGACACACAGACCAACGAAAAGGACUACGCCAAGACCAACAACCCGACGUCCAACGACGCCACGUCCGAACAGAAGAAUCACACCAAUUCCAAGCAACACCCCAGCGCCGAUAUUUAUAUGGACGCCGCGACCCAAGACAGCCAGACCCAGGUCCAUCUUUACCUUUAAUCCAAAACUAUGGAAGCAGAGAACAUGGCGACAUUUCACGAAGGUACCAACGACUGUAAAACCCAAAACACAAAGUCUUCCCUCUUCUAGACGACCGUUCUGGAACAUCAUUACCAAAAGACCAGUUAUAUGGUUACCAAGGAAAACUCUGGUCCCACAGGUGCCGACUUUACCGGAAGUGAACAACCCAAAACCAAUUCCCGGACCAAUAACAACAUUUUCUCCAAUCUUCUGGAAAAGGAUCACGAAAAGUCCGCUAUUAAAACUUCCGGAAACGCAGAAAUCUCUGUCCAUCUUUCCCCAGCCGUUGCCAUCAAUUACGACCAAGGUGCAGACAACGAAACGUCCACCCACGACCAAACGACCACCGACCACAACGCCACUUCCAGCAACUACGAAGCGACCUACAACAAAAAUUCGAUCCACAACGUGGUUACCUAGGAUAACAUGGCGGCCAACAACAAGACCUACAGCAUCUACAAUUCCGUCAACGACUACGUCCAUUACAACUACAUUAGCUACGACCAAAUCUCUGAUCAACGAACAUCAAACGGAGAUGAAGAAUCCAUGGAAAAGUUUUUCCACUCCGUCCACGACUCCGAUCAUUCCGGACGAACCUGCGACCAUAGAUUGGGGAUCGGAUAAAGAUUUUGAAGGGAACGAGAUCGUAGACGAAUCUACGACCCCUCAGAUUAUUGCUAACGAAAGAAAUUCGGGUAAGAAAACGAUUUUCUUAAUUGCGUUUCCAUGGUUUUAG